This is a messenger RNA of Platichthys flesus (European flounder), 1159 nucleotides long. RefSeq names its product agouti signaling protein, nonagouti homolog (mouse) 2b (gene asip2b). Gene Ontology annotation, cellular component: extracellular region. Lineage: Eukaryota; Metazoa; Chordata; Actinopteri; Pleuronectiformes; Pleuronectidae. Gene Ontology annotation, molecular function: type 1 melanocortin receptor binding; neuropeptide hormone activity. The coding region runs from base 111 to 440 and encodes 109 amino acids. Gene Ontology annotation, biological process: hormone-mediated signaling pathway; positive regulation of feeding behavior; neuropeptide signaling pathway. The record is from RefSeq and is a predicted model, not a curated record. The transcript is spliced from 4 exons.
UGUCACCUCCCUGAUGGAAACGGUGAUUCCUCCACUUAGCCCGAAGGAGACACACAGACAAACACUCAGGAUUUACUGGAGCGCAACUACAUCUCAUCUUCAUCAUCAUCAUGAGGAAGAUCGCCGGCAAACACUUGUUGUGCUUCCUGCUGCUCGUCCUCCCGCUGUCCUGGGCUGAGGACACGAAGGAGGAUGCGAAGAAGACUGGGAAUGAUUCAGUUUGGAGCCAAGCGAAGAGCCGACUGUUUGCAAGAAAAAGGAUUCCACAGAAAAAUACCAAACCUAGAUUCAACUCCAGCAGACCGAUGCCUGCACGUCGCUGCGGACGCAUAAUGGAGAGCUGCUCCUCUCGCGUGCCGUGCUGCGACCCCUGUGCCUCUUGCCGGUGUCGACUCUUCAAUACCAUUUGCAACUGCUGGAGGAUGAACCACAUGUGCUAAAAGAGGACAUAGAUGGAUACCUCACAUACAUACACGUAUUCAUGUGCAAACACACACCAGCACCAGAACGUGCUAAGUGAUGAGCAUAUGUCAGCCAUGAUGUUAAAACCAACCUUUUGAGACUUAUUGGUGUACACAGGGGAAUUCUCACUCCGGCCACUGGCCUGUGGGGUUUUUCUCUUUUUACAGCACAGGUGCAGUUUAGAGAACUUUAUCACAGCUCAGUGUAAACCAUAGGUACAUUGAGAAAACAGUCUGAGAUUAGAAGUGAACGUUCUUUCCAUUCCGGUUGGCGUCCACACUUGAAAGGGAAGAGAGAAGCAACUGAAGCAUAGAACACCCACAGAAAUGUUUACAGAAUAUACAAUUUUGCAACAUAGUGUUUUUAGGUGUAAAGAAAGGACAAGUGUCAUAUGCUUUUUAGUGUACACUUACAAUAACAUGUUAACUGUGUGUUAUGUCUCUGAAAUGUCCCGCACUAUUGCUACUUUUAAAUGUAUUUACUCUAUCUAUCUCCUGCCAUAUAGAGCUUGUAUGAAAGCUAAUGAAUAGAUAUAUAUUGGAACACACAUUUCUUGUUUACUCCUUAAAAAGUCAUGACCCCACAGACUAAAUGUUGAAAAGCUGUUAAACCCCAGAUGUUUCUGUUCCUAUGUAACCCAUGCCUUGGAGACGAGACGAUCUGGUUUCCCCGAUGAAGAAUUAUUCAUAUGUGGAUU